Messenger RNA from Ipomoea nil (Japanese morning glory), 1682 nucleotides. RefSeq names its product (3S,6E)-nerolidol synthase 1-like. Gene Ontology annotation, molecular function: magnesium ion binding; terpene synthase activity. The transcript is spliced from 7 exons. The record is from RefSeq and is a predicted model, not a curated record. Bases 50 to 1651 code for a protein of 533 amino acids. NCBI's taxonomy places the organism in Eukaryota, Viridiplantae, Streptophyta, Magnoliopsida, Solanales, Convolvulaceae.
CAUCAACUUUUAUUUUACCUAUCCAAAUCACCCACACUUGCAUAGUCCCAUGGCACCUCAUCACUACCUACAGAAUAUCAAAACUUUGCAGCAUCCCAUUGCACGGUUUCAUGAAUCAAAUAUGGUGGAAUAUCAGCAGAAACAAUUGGAAAUGAUGAGUCACUUGUUUGAUCAAGUUAAAGAAGACAGUUUAAAAGGACUGGUGCUAAUUGAUACCAUGCAGCGCUUUGGUAUCGAUCACUACUUUGAAGAUCAAAUCCAUGAAAGUCUGAAGCAACAAUUCCAAGAUUCUCAAACUCUUGUUUAUACCAAUGAAGAUGAGCUUUACGCAGUUUCACUUCGUUUUCGAUUGUUAAGGCAACAAGGUUUCCACGUCCCUGCAGAUGUGUUCAACAGCUUCAAAGGUGAGAAUAUGAAGUUUAAGGAUGAAUUAUCGGAGAACAUAAGGGGACUCAUGGCUUUGCAUGAAGCCUCACAUCUGUCCAUAGAAGACGAAGACAUCCUAGAUGAGGCGUCUAUAUUUACUACCCAUUUUCUCACGGAGAAAUUGUCACAUCUUGAUGAUCGCCAUAGCUUGAUGGUUCAAAACGCUAUGCACUAUCCCUGUCACAAAAGCUUGGCUCGGUUCACAACAAUGAACUACAUUAAAAAUCACGACCUCAAAAAAGAUUGGGAGAAGCUCCUAGCUGAUUUAGCAAUAAUGGAUUUCAACUUGAUGCAAUAUAUAUACCAUGAAGAAAUCCUUCAAGUUUUCAAAUGGUGGAGAGGGCUUGGUGUAUCCGAAGAGUUGAAGCUAGCUAGGAAUCAACCACUGAAAUGGUACAUUUGGUCAAUGGCUGUGGUCACGGAUCCAUGUUUGUCUAAGCAGAGGAUAGAGAUAACCAAGCCAAUCUCCCUUGUUUAUUUGGUGGAUGACAUUUUUGAUAUUUAUGGUACUCUGGAUGAACUUAUUCUUUUCACAGAAGUAAUCAAUAGAUGGGAAUUUUCCGCAACCGAUAAGUUACCAAGUUACAUGAAAAUGUGUCUCAAGGUAAUUCAUGACACCACACAUGAGAUCAACAACGUAGUUUACCAAGAGUUUGGUUGGUGUCCUAUGGACUAUUUGAAAGAAGCGUGGGCAAAUUUGUGCAAUGCAUUUCUAACGGAAGCAAAAUGGUUUGCUUCUGGGGAUUCACCAAAGGCGGAGGAGUACUUAAAAAAUGGGAUUAUAAGCUCAGGAGUACCCAUGGUCCUCACCAAUCUCUUCUUUCUCUUGGGCUAUGGUGAGUCCACUGGAACCACAGAUAUUGAGGGCAUUAUAUCUUCAGUAGCUGCAAUUCUUCGCCUCCUAGAUGACCUAGGAACUGCAAAGGAUGAGGAACAAGAAGGAAAAGAUGGAUCUUACAUGGAGUACUACAUUAAAGAGCAACAAGAUUGGUCAUUAGGUGAUGGAAGACAACAUGUUAUGGAUAUGGUUUCCCAGCAGUGGAAGCUAAUAAACAAGCAUUGCCUCUCUCCAACCCCUAUUCCUAAACCUUUCCGAACAGCUUGUCUAAAUGCAGCGAGAUUGGUUCCAAUGAUGUACACUUACAACGACAAGCAUCGCCUUCCUGUCCUUGAAGAGCAUGUGAAGUUCAUGUUUUCCAACAUCAUGGAAGACUUAAUGUGGUGAAAAUGAUGUUAUAUAUUAUUGUUUGUUUGUA